This is a messenger RNA of Equus caballus (horse), 628 nucleotides long. The record is from RefSeq and is a predicted model, not a curated record. NCBI's taxonomy places the organism in Eukaryota, Metazoa, Chordata, Mammalia, Perissodactyla, Equidae.
GAGGGCGGGGCUGGGAUUUGGAUGCGCCCCGCUGACCCACGCCUGCCACCCCCCACGCGCAGGGGAGCCCCAGCAGCUCCGGGUCCGCUUCCUCCGUGCCGAAGGAUACCCUGUAGACCUGUACUACCUUAUGGACCUGAGCUACUCCAUGAAGGACGACCUGGAGCGCGUGCGCCAGCUCGGGCACGCCUUGCUGGAGAAGCUGCAGAAGGUCACCCGUUCUGUGCGCAUCGGCUUUGGCUCCUUUGUGGACAAAACGGUGCUGCCCUUCGUGAGCACAGUGCCCUCCAAACUUCGCCACCCCUGCCCUAGCCGGCUGGAGCGCUGCCAGCCGCCCUUCAGCUUCCACCAUGUGCUGUCCCUGACGGGGGAUGCUGAAGCCUUCCAGCGGGAGGUGGGACGCCAGAGCGUGUCUGGCAACCUGGACUCGCCUGAAGGCGGCUUUGAUGCCAUUCUGCAGGCUGCGCUCUGCCAGGAGCAGAUUGGAUGGAGAAAUGUGACCCGGCUGCUGGUGUUCACUUCAGAUGACACAUUCCACACAGCUGGGGAUGGGAAAUUGGGUGGCAUUUUCAUGCCCAGCGAUGGGCACUGCCACUUGGACAGCAAUGUUACUCUUUGUAUGUCGUGA